UUUUUGGGACAGCCCGCUACGGUCGCACUGAGGUACAAUAUUAUUUCCAGCAAGGGGAAGGAAAAAGCCCGGAAAAAUCACGAAUUCGCCAUGAACCGCUACGCGGUAAGCUCGCUGGUGGGCCAGGGAUCCUUUGGGUGCGUCUACAAGGCGACGCGCAAGGACGACAGCAAGGUGGUGGCCAUCAAAGUGAUCUCGAAGCGCGGAAGAUCCACCAAGGAGCUGAAGAACCUGCGCAGGGAGUGCGACAUCCAGGCGCGGCUGAAGCACCCGCACGUCAUCGAGAUGAUCGAGUCGUUCGAGUCGAAGACGGACCUCUACGUGGUCACCGAGUUCGCCCUGAUGGACCUGCACCGCUACCUGUCCUACAAUGGCGCCAUGGGCGAGGAGCCGGCCCGACGGGUGACCGGGCAUUUGGUGUCCGCCCUCUACUACCUGCAUUCCAACCGCAUCCUGCACCGCGACCUCAAGCCGCAGAACGUGCUGCUGGACAAGAACAUGCACGCUAAGCUCUGCGACUUCGGGCUGGCCCGCAACAUGACCAUGGGCACCCACGUGCUCACCUCGAUCAAGGGCACGCCGCUGUACAUGGCGCCCGAGCUGCUGGCGGAGCAGCCGUACGACCACCACGCGGACAUGUGGUCGCUGGGCUGCAUCGCCUACGAGAGCAUGGCCGGGCAGCCGCCGUUCUGCGCCAGCUCCAUCCUGCACCUCGUCAAGAUGAUCAAGCACGAGGACGUCAAGUGGCCGAGCACGCUGACCAGCGAGUGCCGCUCCUUCCUGCAGGGCCUGCUCGAGAAGGACCCCGGCAUGCGCAUCUCGUGGACGCAGCUGCUGUGCCACCCCUUCAUCGAGGGCCGCAUCUUCAUCGCCGAGCUGCAGGCGGAGGCGGCCAAGGAGUCGCCUUUCACAAACCCGGCGGUGGCCAAGGCGAAGCCGGCGGCGACCAAGCACACUUCCUCCAGCCAGGAGGCAGGAGGCGACCUGGACGAGGCCCUGGCCGCCCUAAACUUUGACGAGGAGGCACUUAAGGAGAACUUGAGCACCUCGCGCGACAGCAUCAAUGCCAUUGCGCCCAGCGAUGUGGAGCAUCUGGAGACGGAUGUGGAGGACAACAUGCAACGCGUCGUGGUGCCGUUCGCGGAGCUCUCCUUCAGGGAUCUGAGCAGUGUGCGAGGCAUGCCGGCGGCGGUCCACCACCAGCCGCUGGUCAACUCGAACACCUGCUUCGUGAGCGGCAACUCGAACAUGAUCCUCAACCACAUGAACGACAACUUUGACUUCCAGGCCUCUUUGCGGGCGGCGGCGGCCAAGCCGAAGGCCGUGACCGCCGUGCGUCAGUCGCGCAGCAAGGAUCUGGAGAAGCGCAAGCUCAGCCAGAAUCUGGAGAACUUUUCGGUGCGCCUGGGCCACAGCAUGGACACGGAGGCGAAGGAGAAGGAGAAGGAAAAGGAGAAGCCUAGCCCGGAGAAGGCGCCUGCUACCCAACUGAAUCCGCAGCAGCAGCAGCAGCAGCCCCAGCAAUUGAAGCACUCCAUGCACUCCACCAACGAGGAAAAGCUGAGCAGCGACAACACACCGCCAUGCCUGCUGCCCGGCUGGGACAGCUGCGAUGAGUCCCAGAGCCCGCCCAUCGAGAACGACGAGUGGCUGGCCUUCCUGAACCGGUCGGUGCAGGAGCUGCUCGACGGCGAACUGGACUCACUGAAGCAGCACAACCUGGUGAGCAUCAUUGUGGCGCCGUUGCGCAACUCCAAGGCCAUUCCGCGGGUGCUCAAGAGCGUGGCCCAGCUGCUGUCGCUGCCCUUCGUGCUGGUGGAUCCCGUGCUGCUCGUCGACCUCGAGCUCAUACGCAACGUGUACGUGGACGUGAAGCUGGUGCCCAAUCUCAUGUACGCUUGCAAGCUGCUGCUGUCGCACAAGCAGCUCUCGGACUCGGCCGCCUCGGCCCCACUCACGGCUGGCUCGCUCAGCCGCACGCUGCGCAGCAUUCCGGAGCUCACGGUCGAGGAGCUGGAGACGGCCUGCAGCCUGUACGAGCUGGUCAGCCACCUGGUGCACCUGCAGCAGCAGUUCCUCACUCAGUUCUGCGAUGCCGUGGCCAUUCUGGCGGCCAGCGAUCUCUUCCUGAACUUCCUAACGCAUGACUUCAGACACUCGGACUCGGACUCCGCCUCCGUGCGUCUGGCUGGCUGCAUGCUGGCCCUCAUGGGCUGCGUGCUGCGCGAGCUGCCCGAAAACGCCGAGCUGGUGGAGCGGAUCGUCUUUAGUGCGCGGCUGAACUUCGCCUCGCUGCUGCAGAGCCGCCACCAUCUGCUGCGGCAGCGCUCCUGCCAGCUGCUGCGCCUGCUGGCCCGCUUCAGCCUGCGCGGCGUGCAGCGCAUCUGGAGCGGCGAGCUGCGGUUCGCGCUGCAGCAGCUGUCCGAGCAUCAUUCGUACCCGGCCCUCCGCGGCGAGGCCGCCCAGACCCUCGACGAGAUCAGCCACUUCACCUUUUUCGUUACCUAGCCGGCACUCUCGUUUAUUGGCCUCCGACGGCUCUACCCGAGCAGAUCCUGAAUGUUGCCCUGGAAGUAGUCGAGCAGCUCGUCCAAGUAGCUACCGAAGCGGUCGAAGUUGAGCAGGUAGUCCUCGCUGCAGUCCUGUUCGUACAUCUCGUUCAACUUGGACACAUCCUUGUCCGAGAGGCCGCGUCUCUGGCCCAGCGAGGCGUACGGAUCCUGCCAGUGAGAGAUAGGAAUAGGAAUGAUAUCAUUAAGAACAUCUAUUAGAACUCCUAAAGAAUCUGACUCCCCUUUGGGAAUACAUCUGAAAGGCAUUUUCCUCCCUUCGAAACUAAUAUUAGGUUCUAAACUAUAAUACUUUCUUUAAGAAUUCAUUUAACUUAACAAGGAAUUUAUCUGCAUCUUAGCAUUCUACUUUUUUUAAAUGUUUGAGAACUCUUACUGGUUUCUAAUAAUAUAUAAGUUUAAUAAUAUGCUUUUUUAGACACUGAAAUGAUCAUCUGGAAUCAAUGUUAACAUUUAUAAUGGAUGAUUUUGUCCAAACAUGUUAAUGUAAGAGUUUCCUUGUUAAAAUAAGAAUAGGCAAAUUCACUGAAUGUCAAUGAAAUAUCUCCAACAAUGAGCAGUAUUACAAUUAUUGAAUGUGUAUCAGCAAUAAAUGCUCAAUUAAGUAUA
Drosophila gunungcola (fruit fly) is the source of this 3179-nucleotide messenger RNA. It is a transcript of the gene fu, whose product is annotated as serine/threonine-protein kinase fused. The transcript has 4 exons. NCBI's taxonomy places the organism in Eukaryota, Metazoa, Arthropoda, Insecta, Diptera, Drosophilidae. Gene Ontology annotation, biological process: protein phosphorylation. Gene Ontology annotation, molecular function: ATP binding; protein kinase activity. Bases 91 to 2508 code for a protein of 805 amino acids. The record is from RefSeq and is a predicted model, not a curated record. Gene Ontology annotation, cellular component: cytoplasm.